Messenger RNA from Grammomys surdaster, 7539 nucleotides. RefSeq names its product ataxin 1 like (gene Atxn1l). Gene Ontology annotation, molecular function: RNA binding; protein binding. Gene Ontology annotation, cellular component: nucleus. The record is from RefSeq and is a predicted model, not a curated record. Lineage: Eukaryota; Metazoa; Chordata; Mammalia; Rodentia; Muridae. The transcript has 3 exons. The coding region runs from base 285 to 2348 and encodes 687 amino acids. Gene Ontology annotation, biological process: regulation of DNA-templated transcription; anatomical structure development.
GCUGGGUGUGGGGCGGCUCCGGGGCCGGGGAUGGCGGCGGCCGCGGUGGCGGCGGCUCCGGGACGAGCGGGAGGAGUCCUGGGAGCUCCGUGAGAUGGGCCGGCUCCCAAGCCAGAGGGGAGGACACUUGCUGCAGCUGCUCAGAGGCACCACCAGAAGCUCAGCAGAUGUGGGCACCACAGCCAGCAGCAGAGUGGGGUGCAGGGAAACCACAGAGAAAUCACUUCUGAUGCCCAAAGGAGCAAGCAGACUCCAUCCAGGCUCCGGGAACACCACAAAGCAAUAUGAAACCUGUUCAUGAGCGGAGUCAGGAAUGCCUUCCACCAAAGAAACGAGACCUCCCUGUGACCAGCGAGGAUAUGGGGAGAACUACCAGCUGCUCUACAAACCACACACCCUCCAGUGAUGCUUCUGAAUGGUCCCGAGGGGUUGUGGUGGCUGGGCAGAGCCAGGUGGGAGCCAGAGUCAGCCUUGGGGGUGAUGGAACUGAGGCCAUCACUGGUCUGACAGUAGAUCAGUAUGGCAUGCUGUACAAGGUGGCUGUGCCACCUGCCACCUUCUCACCAACUGGCCUCCCAUCUGUUGUGAACAUGAGCCCCUUACCCCCCACAUUUAAUGUAGCGUCUUCACUGAUUCAGCAUCCAGGAAUCCCCUAUCCCCCAGUCCACUAUGCCCAGCUGCCAUCCACCUCACUGCAGUUUAUUGGGUCUCCUUACAGCCUUCCUUAUGCUGUGCCACCUAAUUUCCUACCCAGCCCUCUCCUCUCUCCUUCUGCCAACCUUGCCACCACUCACCUUCCACACUUUGUGCCAUAUGCCUCACUCCUAGCAGAAGAAGCUACUCCUCCCCCACAGGCCACAUCCCCAGCUCAGUCAUUUAACAAAUCCUCUUCUGCCACCUCCCCCGCCGGCCAGUUGCCACAUCACUCGAAUACUCAACCACUGGAUCUUGCUCCAGGCCGGAUGCCCGUUUAUUAUCAAAUGUCUAGGCUACCUGCUGGAUAUACCUUGCAUGAAACUUCAACAGCAGGUGCCAGCCCCAUUCUUACCCCUCAGGAGGGCCAGUCUGCUCUGGAAGCAGCUGCUGCCAAUGGACAGAGACAACGAGAGCGAAGUGUAAGACGAGAGAGUGAAGCCCUUGACUCCACCAGCAUCAAGGGUGAAAGCCAAGGACUGGUGCCGGUGGUAGAAUGUGUGGUGGAUGGACAGUUGUUUUCAGGUUCUCAGACUCCGAGGGUGGAGGUGGCGGCGCCAGCGCAUCGAGGGACUCCAGACACCGACCUAGAGGUCCAGCGGGUAGUCGGCGCCUUAGCUUCUCAGGACUAUCGUGUGGUGGCAGCUCAGAGGAAAGAUGAACCCAGCCCUCUUAACCUAUCCCAUCAUGCCCUUGACCAUCAGGGUGAGGGACGAGGGUCAGCCAGGAAUCCUGCAGAACUGGUGGAGAAAAGUCAGGCCCGUGUGUUCUACCCUCAAUCCCAUCAGGAACCAGUAAAACACAGACCUUUACCCAAAGCAAUGGUUGUAGCCAAUGGCAACCUGGUGCCCACUGGAACUGACCCUAGCCUGUUGCCUGUGGGCUCAGAGAUCCUGGUUGCAUCAAGUCUGGACAUGCAGGCUAGAGCCACCUUCCCAGACAAGGAGCCAACGCCACCUCCUGUUACCUCCUCCCACGUGCCCUCCCAUUUCAUGAAAGGCGCCAUCAUUCAGCUGGCUACAGGGGAGCUGAAGCGGGUAGAGGAUCUCCAAACCCAGGAUUUUGUGCGUAGUGCCGAAGUGAGUGGGGGGCUGAAGAUUGACUCUAGCACAGUCGUGGAUAUUCAAGAGAGCCAGUGGCCUGGAUUUGUUAUGCUGCAUUUCGUGGUUGGUGAACAGCAGAGCAAAGUGAGCAUUGAGGUGCCCCCUGAGCACCCCUUUUUUGUAUAUGGCCAGGGCUGGUCCUCCUGCAGCCCUGGGCGGACUGCACAACUCUUCUCUCUGCCCUGCCAUCGGCUACAGGUGGGAGAUGUCUGCAUCUCUAUCAGUUUACAGAGCUUGAACAGUAACUCAGUUUCUCAGGCCAGCUGUGCUCCCCCAGGGCAGCUGGGUACACCCCGAGAAAGGCCUGAGAGGACAGUCUUGGGGCCCAGAGACCUAUGUGACAGUGAGGGGAAGAACCAGCCUUCAGGAGAGGGUUCCCGGGUGGGAGAGCCCUCCCAGCCUGAGCCUGGUGCUCAGGCCUGCUGGCCAGCCCCAAGCUUCCAAAGAUACAGCAUGCAAGGGGAGGAGGCACGGGCUGCGCUGCUCCGGCCCUCUUUCAUUCCACAGGAGGUAAAGCUGUCCAUCGAAGGGCGUUCCAAUGCAGGAAAAUGAACCUCUUUCCCAACCCAGGACUGGGCUUUCUCCCCAGAGGUGAGCCUCACCGUGAGCAUCGAGAGGAUGUGCACAGCCCAAGCAGAGGAUGGCUCUCUUGGCAGUGAGAUUUGGGGGGAAAUAGGCGUUAAGACAGCCUCCCAAAGCAGGAUGUGUUGCUCGUUAUCCUCUCAGGACAGCUCUAGAGGGUGCUGAGAUGGGGAAUUGCAGACUUGGAGCAAGAAAGGGUAGGAGUGCACAUAGGAUAAGAAACAUUCCAAAAUCAGGGCCUCCCUGUUUUUUCCUACUCAUCCCUGGCUCCUGCAAGGGAAAGUACAGGCUUUGGGAGCAGGUGGCAGAGGGAGGAAGCAAAAGAAAGAGCCAACAAUGAUGAUCACAGCUUAUAGUAGCAGUAAAACUGUUUUCCUUCUUUUUUCCUGUCUCCCUCCCCUCCUUUGUGGUGGGAGGGCAGGAGGCCCAAUGGUUGAAAAUAAGAGGGUUCCCACCCAGAACUCUUCUUGUGAGAGACGUGCACUUUAAAGGGUGGUUUUGUUACAGAUGUUUAUGGCGGGGGUUUGGGGUGGGGCAGCACCAUGAUCUACGGAACUAUGCUUGGUCCUUCGCUUCUGACCAUCUCACCUCACCAUUCCGCUAUAAGGCUUUCUAGCAGUUUAGGGUCAGGAGAGAGAGAGAGAGAGAGAGAGAGAGAGAGAGAGAGAGAGAGAGAGAGAGAGAGAGAGAGAGAGAGAGAGAGAGAGAGAGAGCCCUUCAGGUUUGAGAAUGAAGGACUGUCUUGCCAGGAACCCAGUCGGGGCUGUGGAGAAAAGAUUUGACUGAUAGAUGAUGGAACUUAGGCAAAGCUUUUGAAAGGCCACUAACCUAAGCUCCCACUUAACCUGUCAGGCCCGCUUGCUUUGAUACUUCAUUCAGUCUGUAGUAGUAACUUCAGAAAGACCUGGAGGGCCUUUACCCCUAGGCACCCACACUCCUCCAUUGUCUGUCUAUGUUGUGCCUUAGUGCCUGCACUGCUCCUACCCUUCUGCUGCCUGACCUCUGCAUGGCGUCUUGACCUGGGCCUCAUGUGUAGCUGCACUGCCUUUGUCCACUAAGACCUCUAGUUUUUGGUGUAUAAGGGUCCCUGGUUUCCCUAUCAGCUAUAAUUUUUAUAUUUAGAAACUCAAAAUCAUGUCCUCUUCCACUGGCAGCAAUAUAGUGGGGAAACAAGAAAGAAACUGUGCCCUAGGCUGGGCAUUCCCACUCCAGUGGAUGUCUUGGCCUCUUCCCAUUGCAGUCCAUUGCCUCUCAGCAUUUCAGCCUAAGUUGUUCCCUCUCAGUAUCAGCUCUGAAAGUCUAGAGUAGUCUCUGUAACAUCUUAGCAGAUGUUUCCUUGUAUGGUGGUGGAUUCUUCUAGAAAGAGUAUUUUCUGUCUUGGUUGUAUUUGCUACAUCUGUCUGUCUUAUUCCCACAUUUCCCCUACAGCUUGCAGUUGUGUCAGCUUGGACUGUAGGAUUCCAUUGGGUAUUAGGAUUUAGAUUUCCCUCCCCCCACCAACUUUCAAGUGGUUGAGUAAUUUUUUGUGAAGGUUUUUUUUUGGGGGGGGGGAUGGGGGGGAGACAGCUUUCUUUAGACUCUUGAAGGCAACUCAGGGUAUUGUCCACCCAGCUGUGUAGUUAGACUUCUCCCAGGGAAUGAUUGUGGCAUUUCCUUCAUAGAUAGACUUGGACCAGCCAUCUGGAUAUGGCCUGUCAUCAGGAGUCCUACACUUCUGAAGUAUGAGCAAAACUUAAGGCAAGUCUUGUGAUCUCUUUUUCACUUCCUCCCCAGCUGCCAAAUGGGGAUAAAUAAUCUUACCUACCUCCUGGGGGAGGGGGAGUUCUGAGAAUGGAGUCAUUCUUAGUGUUCAGGUGCUAAAGGUUGUUCCCUUUGGGAACAGAGUGACAGAAACUGGCUAGUUUGCUCUAAAUCCUACAUUCUGUUUCAUACCUUGAGAGCAGAUCCCUGGUCAGCGAGCUUUUAGGGGGCAUUCAAAGGAUGCUGCUUAACCUGACCGCAAGUACUGAAGUCUCUGUGUUAUGUCAGAGUCAAACACCGGCCUUGUGCUACAUUGGAGAGCACAUUCCUCCCCUUCUUCUGCCCCCAUUCUCUGCUGCUUCUCUGGCUUGUUUCCUACAGUGGGGGCCUGUGGGGUUGAGUCUUGAGGAAUUCUCUCAGAUGAAAGCUGUAGGAGAAGGCCUCAUCUCCUGACUGUUAGAUGACCAACUCAUUCCUAGGUAUUAUUGCAUGUGUGGGCUUCUCACAAGGCCCCUUUCCUCAAAAGGUUCAUCAUGGAGUUUAGUGACAUGCACUGUAGAUGCUCAAGAAGUGUCUACCCAGGAUACCACAGGGCUUCUUCCUCUGGGGGCAAACAUGUAAUUGGCUAGUAUUUGAAGUCAAAUCGCUCUGUACUUGGACGGCUUGUAGCUGAAUCCUUGGAAAAAGAAAUUGUUAAGGGCCUUGACAAAUUGGGCGCUGACCUUUCUGCUGUGGUUCCUUUUCUUAUCCCUGUUUGGUAAAAACAAAACAAAAACAAAAAUGGCAACUCCCUUAAUGUGGCGUCAUGCAUAUGUAACUUGAUUUUGCUGAGAGCUACCUUUACUGAAGUAUGCACCCUAGAAAAGAAGUGUGUGCUGAUGCUUGUCAGAGCUGUGGCAGUACUUAACCCGAGUAUGAAAGGGACAUGAAUGGCUUUUAGAGUGAGCAUUUCAAUGGUGUGCUGUCAGCUUUCGGGGACUGGGCAAUUGACAAAGACCAGCUUGGUCCUAGUGAAUGGUAGGACACUCCCAAAACUUGAAGAACUGCUAUCUGAAGCUAUCAGAAAUACUUACGCCAAUAUAGAAGGGGAACUUGGUAAAGGAUGAUGAGAAGUGGGGAAGGAGAUUGGGUCCUCAGAGCUGAGAGCUUAUACCCAGUAGAGGAGCCCAAGAAGAGCUAGACUGAGCCCUCUACACUUACAGUCCCAUUUGGUCUUAACACUAUGGCCUUUGUUUGCUCUGUGCUGCUUUGCCACUGCUGUUGUCUGCUCACUGUCCCGCCUGUUGCUCAUGAUAGCUCCUGUCCUUCAUGUCUCUGGCCAUGUAGACUCUCAGGCAUCUUGUCCAUUUUUAACCUGUGUUCUGCCAGUAUGACUGCAUAGCACAGUCAUAUUGAACAGGCAGGUGUGAAUGCUGUUGAUGGGCUGGUAAAUCUGAGGGAGGCAGCUUCAGUGCUCUCAGGAACCCUUAGGCUCCAAAAAUUUGCCUGCCUUGAGAGAAAAACAAACAGAUCUUUUCUCUUUCCUUUAUGGUACUUCUCAGAACAAAAGGAACUGAGUUAGGGCUUGAGGCAGCAUCCCAGUGCAUUUGUCUAGCCCGAUUCUGGGGUUAAGAAAGUGAAGUUUGGCUGAAAUAGCUCCUCAAGUUGCAUUUUAUUUUAUUUUUACCAGUGGGUAUUAGAGGCAUUUUUAAGAGAACAGGAUGGUAGCAUAAUUCAAACCUGCAUUGAGCAGGAAUAUUGAAGAGUUGGGUGGUCACACUGGUGUGAGCUGAAGAUGGAUAUUGGGAAAGGCUCAGGCCAUUGGGGUAAAGAUAACCAGAUUGAUCCAAUUGGCCAUGGGAACUUCGGCCACGGUCUUACAAGUGAGCAGGACAAAGGCCAUGUUGUAGAGAUGUGUUAACUUCCUAGGACUAAGUUUACUAAACUACACUGAAGCUAUACUUUCUAGAUCAGAAAAAUUGUACACUACAGUUGAAGAGCUGAAUUCUACUAUGGAUGGAUGUUGUGAGCCCUUGCUUGGAAGCCUUCCCCUUCUAGCUUCCCCAGGGUAGGAAAGGUCUCCCACAUUAUGCAAUAAUAAAAGAAGCAUCUGGGUCUUUGCAGCUGUCAGUUGUUUUUUCAACUCUAGGAUCCAUCUUUGGACCAAAAGUCUGGUGUGGGCCUAGGAUGACAUUGGCCCUUGAUGCUAGAGUUGGCUGCAUUCUCUCCUUACCUGCAGACUAUGCACAGUUCCUGGAGCAGAGGGAGAGCUGGUGUGGCUUGCCCUGCUGAACCUUCUCAGCAGGAAUAAUAGUAAUAAAUGCACUUUUCACACUAAAGGUUUGUUAGUUCUCCUGUUACGCCUAGAUCUUUCCCUAGUAGAUUGCAAACUCAACAGUCUGUGUGAUCCCAAAGCCAUUCCACUGUAAAUGCCUGGCAGUAAAGAUGGCCCCAGACUGGGUUCCUGCCUGCAGUGUGUGUGGCGGUAGCCCAUGUGCCUUUACCUAAUGUCAGAUUUGCAAGCGUUUAGUCUGUCUUUAUGUUAGGGGGUCUUAGGAACUUCAGAGAGAGAACCGAUGACAGUGGUUUUCUGCCCACCCCACACCCUGCAGGGACUUUGCUUGUGCUUGUGAAUGGUGAGGGUGGGUGAGCUGCUGGUAUUGCUGAAGGCAGGGAGGACCCUCACCUGCUUCAUAGUGCACUCACUGAAUUGGAUUGGGGAAGAGACUGACUGUACUCAACGGCAAACUUGAAGUAUUAAAAUAAGGCUGUCCUCUACACACUCCCUAGUCACGCAGGAUCCCUGGAGCCAAAACAGUAUAUGUUCCAGCUGCAAAGAGCAGACUGCUCUCAGCUUGCAUAGCACCUUAGGGGAGGGAAGAUAGUUGGAUAGGUAACGGGGUGGAGGAAGGAUGGGAAUUUUGUCAUCCAGGUGGCUUUAGGGUCCUAAGGAAUAGAGAAGAAUGGCACUGGGGAGGUCUGGAUGGAUCUGGUUUGUGUAGGAGUUCCCUGUAGAUAAAUUACUGGUCCCCCAACCACUAUCCCCAGUAUGUAAUGGCUGAAUUAAUAUGUAAUCAAUUGCAUUGUAUCUAAAGCCUUAGAACUAGUCAGGUGCUCCUCCCACCCAGUACCAUUUCUUACCCUCUAAUCCUACCUGAUCUUUAACAAAGCAUUAAUAAUUCUAAGGAUAAUCUCUAUUUUGUUGUGCUUUUUUGUAACUGUUUUAAAUAAAUCAAUUUGUACUGUAUAUUUGUACUUUUGUGAGAUCCUUUUUGCUGUUUUACCAUUUUAAGUCUCUGUACUUGGCUACACACAGAUUGUAUUUUUAUUGUUAAUGCUCUCUUCUUAUGGAUACCUGCAUUUAACUUGUGGACUAUGUAAACACAAUAUAUAUCAAUAUCUAUAUAUCUAUAUAUCGAUCUAUAUAAACUACUAGCUUUUC